GGUCUGGCGACUUGACGCAUUGUACGAAAUCUCAUGCAACGCUGAGAUUCGACGUAAAUUUUGCGGACAACAGUGACAAAAUGGCGAGCAACACCUCGAGAAAAACAGAAUUUGACAGCCUAAGGAAAGCACUCUUUCAUUCCCCUACUGCUCUGGAGGGGAACCAGCAGGACGAGCCAGAUUGGCCCCUGCUUACCAGGCUUCAAGUAGAACAUGACACUGAAGUUUGCAUGAAGAAUGUGCAAAAAGGAAACACUCGCCCAAAGACUAAGCGUACGUUAGAAGACCGGUUUCAACAAAAGGUUUACCAGCGUGGACAAAAGGGAAUUGACAGUAUUCACAAGAACUCGUUAAAAUGGUUGGCAGUGUUAACAGCCGAACCCGAGAAGUGAUGGCGUCUCAAGUUCAAAUCACCUUACCUCGGUAGAAUCAGAGAGAGGCACUGACCUCCCUCUCUCCACCUCAAGCCCCAGUUCCCGUCCACCAUGCGCCAAUCAGUGACAGUGAUCUAUGGGAGCGAUCUCUGCCCUAAUCAAGGGGAUGCUCGCCCACCUGAUCUCCUGCAGGAGGAUCGUGCACGAGCCGGAGACUACUGCGGAGGGUGUCGCGGGCACGUCCCGCUGAGGGAAUCGACUACCCGGCGAGAUCAGAGGACAUCAAAUCACGACGGCCACUCCAAAUGAGUUUUUCUAUCAUCGGUAACGACCGGUGCGGAAUACUAAUGGACGGCGGAGACGGGGCGGUGAUGGCCGGACGUGCCGUCGGACUCAUCCGCCCGAUAGCAUGUGCGGAUGAUGCCAACAGACUUGAGACUGACUAGAUUUCAAACCCUGAUGCAUUUUAAAGGGGGGUAUUCCUUUACAUUGCGAUAGUCAUGCACAUUUUUGAGAGUAUAGGACUUCGAGUCCGUUACAGCUGAGUUCGAGGCUCAGUUUAUUGGUUAGAGUAAAAAAGAAAUUGAUUUAUACCUUGGAACUUGGCAGAGUUGUAAUGACUCGAGUCCAACUCGAGUCACAUUUUUGGGUGACUUGACUCGAGUCCCUGCGGGUAAAUGACUACUCUACUCGAGACACUGUGAGCAAAUGACUCAACUCGACGUGGGUCCCUCGUCAGAAUACCCGACUCGAGUGAAAUUUAAUAAGUAUCGAGUACCCCAAGUAAAGCAAACUUGUUGCGAAAAAAAUAUUUGCAAUAAUUUACAGUGCCGAUUUAUAAACUUCAUGUGCUACUAUCAUCAAGGUAAGUAAAUAUGGUGACCACAUAUAGAAACCCAGAGGUGAAGUUGAAAAUGCCCAAAACCGACUUUCUCCUUUGUUUUUAGUUAAUGUAGUUUGUUCAUAUAUUGGUGACUCGAGCUCAAUACUCCACUCGACUCGACUUGACUUUUGUUGCUUAUCGACUCGAUUUGACUUGAGUCACAACAUUACAACGAUUCGACUUGAGUCACUACAUUACAACGAUUUGACUCAACUCGAGUCUCAAAAAUCAGUGUUUCGUCGCAACUCUGGAGUAUAGGCACACAACACUGGCCUUGAGUACUCGAGUAUCUUUGGGAAUAGAUAGGCUUCCAGUAUCACCACCGGGGUAAUAUUUUUUCGUGGGGUUGCACGUGGAAGUAGAUUUUAACGAGCAUUAUCUUCGAACGCAAGAUAUUAGAUCAGGAACAAGAGUACGAAAAUACCGGUUUGCUACAUAGUGAGUGCAGAACAACUGCAUGAAUUUUCUCUGAGAAUAGUCGUGAAUACAUUUCUGCCAUCAGUCUUGGUGCAGUUUUAACGUAUUCGUGUGGCAUCUGGUCAUGUGUGAACCACAAACCCUCUGCUGUAUUCACAGCGAAUCCUUCUCAUGGAUCUUUCUGCUAUCAUGCGUGCCUUUCUGAAAGCACUGAGCGAACUCAAGUAACACAAACUGCAUUUACCAUCAUAUGAGGUUUGAUAUGGUUGUUUUUGUCGCCACUUUCUUUACAACUUCAGUAACUUGUCCGUGACCCUUGUUCUGUGUGGCAUAGCAAAACCAGUGAUUGAGUAGUCAAAUUGACUGGGUAAGCAUUGCUUGUACAAUACAAUAAAAACAAAAUCCAGUGGUAAGAGCGCAUCGACCCAAAAAGAUGCCACCGUGAAUGGUGCAGUUUUCUUUGAUAUCUUCAUGUUGAGUGGUCACCAAGUACAGUUCAUUUAUAUAA
Molecule: messenger RNA, 2182 nt
Organism: Acanthaster planci (crown-of-thorns starfish)
Lineage: Eukaryota; Metazoa; Echinodermata; Asteroidea; Valvatida; Acanthasteridae
Source: RefSeq, a predicted model, not a curated record